Geodia barretti is the source of this 1938-nucleotide messenger RNA. NCBI's taxonomy places the organism in Eukaryota, Metazoa, Porifera, Demospongiae, Tetractinellida, Geodiidae. The record is from the annotation of a GenBank genome assembly.
ACCUAAGACCACUUUUCGACCUGGCUGGUUGGAAGGCUAUAGACGAGAGUUUCCGAGCGCAAUGAGGGGCGGAAUCGUAGUGUACGCAAUCUUCCUGGGGCUGAUGCUGUCCCAGAGGUCAGCGGCUCAGAUCCCGAGAGCCUGUGCGGAUAGGCAGAGUCUGGAGCAGAUGACGUGCUGCCCAGUCACCGAUGACGGGGUCUGCGGAGAGGACGCAGAGCGGGGGGAGUGCGGCGCCGUAAACUUCGAACGACACAGAAACGACACCACCGACGUUCGCGUCAACUGGCCUCAUUACUACACCAACGUCUGCAAGUGCAGCGGGAACUUCGGCGGUUACGACUGCAGCCGAUGCGCGUACGGAUACUACGGAAAAGACUGCGCUUCCAGAGCAAUCAUUCCUCGGAAGCCAGUCCGGGAUUUCAGCGAGGAGGAAUGGGAAGAUUUCGUUGCCAUUCUGGGGAGGACCAAGACCUGGGAUUCGGGCUAUGUGGUCGUGUUGGAGGAGCAGGUGCCGGGAGCCGCCGACCUGAACAUGGCCAAUGUCAGUCUCUACAACUUCAUGAUCUGGAAUCAUCACUAUGCAGCAAAGGAUUCUUUUAGUCUACUUACCCCGACCUACCUUGACUAUGCUCACAACGGACCGGCAUUCUUCACGUGGCAUCGAUGGUGGCACGUGUUCCUGGAGGCAGAGAUCCAGGCCAUGCUGGAGGCCAUGGGGCGCGAGGACUACUUCAAGUUCCGACUUCCAUUCUGGGACUGGCGUCGAGAGAUCCAGACCAGCUACGGUCUUCCCAGCGAACAACUCUUCACCUUUAAUCGCUUUGGAGAGACCAGAAACAUCAGCAACCGCCCUGUCGUGUUUGGAGACAUUGUGGAUGGCUGGAAUACUAUUUGUCACUUUACUCCAGAGCAAAUCUGCGACCCAAACAUUCCCACUGGAGGCAUCCAACGCUGUCCCUUCAUAGGGAAUCCAAUUCUCUGUCACAGCAGUAACCCGGACUGGCCCACAAUGCAGGAAGUUAAUAGAGCUCUAGAGGCCGAGUUCUAUAUAGUUGAGCCUUACGAUCGGUUAUCUGUAAAUUCUGUGUAUGAUCGUGUCGACUUUAACUUUACGAUGGGUGUUGAGGCGUGUAGGCAGGAAGGUUACUGUUCCUGUGUACCUACCGGUGAUGUCCGGUGUGAGGGAAUACCUGACGACGCAACUGGUGUGACUGUUGCUGCCACUGGUGUUCAUCCCAAGGUUCACUAUCUUCUAGGACUGGGGAGUUCAGAGGUCAUCCCAGCAGAUCUGCAGGGGUCAAUGUAUGAUGUCGCUAGCUCUCCCAACGAUCCAAUAUUCAUCCUGCACCACCUGAUGGUCGACUGCAUCCUAGUGGAGUGGGUCAAAAGUCACCCUGAUGCUGAAUAUCCCGACAGUGACCUGGUUCGCGAUGGCCACAAAAAGGACGACUAUAUCCGCAGUUUCUUCCCCCUCGUAACCAACGGCGAGGCGUUCUACGAUACUAAAGAGUUUGGAUACUACUGUGACCUACCUAACCUGGGGUCGACAGAGGCUGAAACUCCCUCUCCUCUAGAAACCAGGCUCUCUUUCUUCAUCACUGGCAGCAGUGUGGAGGUGUGUGUGGAGACAAAAACACCUGCUAUCAUCAAACUCAUACUUAGAGAUUCCAAAUAUGGCCGCCAAGUUGCGAUUGUGAAAGGUUUCACAGGAUGUGGGAUGUUUGGCGGACUGCCAGCUGGAGAGCAUAGUGUGAGAGCCGUGUCUCGAGAGCUCCCUGGUCGUAGAAGAGGAAGAUACUUGUCGGAGUUCUUCAAGUUUUCCACCAACUAAUAGCUAAUUUAGUGGGACUGCUAAUUUUACUACAUGCCAGUAAAAGCAUUUAUUAAUGCUUUGCUUAUAACCAUCAUGAAGAAGAGGUUUAAUAUUAAUUUUAU